Molecule: messenger RNA, 3247 nt
Organism: Balaenoptera ricei (Rice's whale)
Lineage: Eukaryota; Metazoa; Chordata; Mammalia; Artiodactyla; Balaenopteridae
Gene: SLC25A42
Product: solute carrier family 25 member 42
Exons: 8
Coding region: 49-1200 (383 amino acids)
Biological process (GO): transmembrane transport
Source: RefSeq, a predicted model, not a curated record
CCGCCUCUACUCCUCAGUGAUUGGCUUCAGGAGCUGCCCGUCCGCUUCAUGUCUACCAAUCUCAGCUGUCUCCAGAGAUGGUUGGCCAGCACGCAGCCAAUCGCAGUACGGCGUGGACCCCUCCCGCGGCGCGCGCGGAGGGUGCGCGAGGCGGGGCUGUGGCGGCUGGAGGUGGCGGCGGCAGCGGCUUCAGCGACACGUCCCAGUCGGACUGAGUCUCCCGCCGUCCUGAGCAGGCCUGGAAUGGGUAAUGGUGUGAAGGAAGGCGUGGUGCGUUUGCGUGAGGAUGCCGAGCCCGUCCUGCCCGCUCAUGUGUCUUCAAAGAGUGAUCACAGGCAAGUUCUUAGCUCCCUCCUGUCAGGGGCCCUGGCUGGCGCUCUUGCCAAAACGGCGGUAGCUCCCCUGGACCGAACCAAAAUAAUCUUCCAAGUGUCCUCAAAAAGAUUUUCUGCCAAGGAGGCCUUCCGGGUCCUCUACUUCACCUACCUCAACGAAGGCUUCCUCAGCCUGUGGCGCGGAAACUCGGCCACCAUGGUGCGCGUGGUGCCCUACGCCGCCAUCCAGUUCAGCGCGCACGAGGAGUACAAGCGCCUACUGGGCAGCUACUACGGCUUCCGCGGAGAAGCCCUGCCCCCUUGGCCCCGCCUCCUCGCGGGUGCACUGGCCGGAACGACGGCCGCUUCGCUGACCUACCCCCUGGACCUGGUCAGGGCACGGAUGGCCGUGACCCCAAAGGAAAUGUAUAGCAACAUCUUUCACGUCUUCAUCCGCAUCUCCCGAGAAGAGGGGCUGAAGACGCUCUACCACGGCUUCAUUCCCACCGUGCUGGGGGUCAUUCCCUACGCCGGCCUGAGCUUCUUCACCUACGAGACGCUCAAGAGCCUGCACAGAGAGUACAGCGGCCGCCCGCAGCCCUACCCCUUUGAGCGCAUGAUCUUCGGGGCCUGCGCGGGCCUCAUCGGGCAGUCGGCCUCCUACCCGCUGGACGUGGUGCGGCGGCGCAUGCAGACGGCCGGUGUCACGGGCCACCAGCGCACCUCCAUCGUGCGCACGAUGCACACCAUCAUGCGGGAGGAGGGCGUGGUGCACGGCCUCUACAAGGGCCUGAGCAUGAACUGGCUCAAGGGUCCCAUCGCUGUGGGCAUCAGCUUCACCACCUUUGACCUCAUGCAGAUCCUGCUGCGGCACUUGCAGAGCUAGGGGCCAGUGGGGUCGGCUGCUCUCGAGCUUCAGUUCGCGGUGGACCGCUGACCCCUUCUGUUUCUGAGCCCAGCGAGCAAGGGCGCGCUGGGUUCCACCCAGGAGGUGCGCAGAUGCGCCUUGUGGAACAAGCUGGGGGGCCUGGGCUCAGUACGUACAGGUCUGAGGGGAAAGCCAGUGGCCCUCGAAGUGCAUUGUUGGGACCGGGAGGACCGGAGCUCCCGUGCUGUCCUCUUCCCGCCUCAGUAGGGCUGGGGCUGCCCCGGGAGGUAUUACCAUGAACGCCCUGAGUGACGAGUGGCCGGCACUGCUUCCUGGUGCGCUCUGUGUCCUUGGACAGGCUCCUGGUUCUAGUGACCUGGUCCCCCCUGGGCUCAGAGCCAGACUCCGCCUGCCCCUUGUUGUUCCGAGUCUAUGUCCGUUCAGAGUCUAUGUCCUCUGGCGGGGGGAGCCCCAGAGAGUGUGGGGCUGAGGCCUGGCCUCCUGCCCUGUCCCCCGUGAGACCAGCCUCCUGCUCAGCUGUGGCUGCAAAUGCAGCCUCUCACCCUACCCUGCCUGCCCCGCCUUUCCUGCCUUCACUACUUCCCCGGUAACAUGACUCCUUGUCUGUCCCCAGAGUCUACAGCUUGGGCACAGCCUUCUCCUAAGAGUGUUACACCGAUCCCAGACUCUAUCCCGGGCCCCUGGGAUUGGGUCUUCCCCUCUGUUGUGCCCCCCACGCCCCAGUUCGUAAUGUUCUCAGGAGGGUCACGCCUCCUCCGGGCAACAGGGUUUGAGGAAUUGCCAUGGGUUUGGGUCUGAGCCCCAGCCUGAAGCAUCUGCCUGGGUUGCCAGGAAGCUCUCAUUCCCGCCCCACUGGCUGCACUAAUGGAGGCUGGGCCUCAGGCCCUGACCCUCUGCCCAUAGGCAUGGGGGCUCAUGGGGGGGACCCAUGGCAUCUGGCACAUCCCUGGCUCCCCACCUGAGCAGUUACUUGGCUGGGACAUGGGACAAUUUAAGGCCCAUGGGGUUGUCUGAUUUCCCAUGAAUGGAGUACAUGGAGGCAGCUGGCCUCCUUGAUUCUCCCAAAGUGAGAGCCCGAGACAGCAUCUGGCCUGGGGGCAGGAAGCUUGGAAGAGUCAGGGUACCCCAGAGAGCUGGUCUCACAGAGGAGGCCCCCCAGGGCCCACCGGGAAUCACAGGGACUUGGAAACACCUGUUUCCUAAUGACAUUUGGAGUUUGACUUUUUUUGGUUUUGUUUUGCAAUUUGGCUGGCCCUGGGUCUAGACACAGUACACCCUGACCAGUCCAAUCUGGUUCCAGGACCAGGACCACCAGAGGGUAGGUUUUCACAGUGGGCUCAGUAGCCACGAUGUGUGAAAGGGUUUGAGAGGGUAUCUUAGCUGCCACACAUGCAUUUCCAGUUGUGAUUUUCAUUUCCUCCCUUCAUUCUGUCCUAUUUCUGUUUUUCUUGCCUUAGUCCCGUGGGUGUGAAGACCCCUCUUUCUGUCCUUCCUGCAUGUUUCCAUCAGCCAGCCCCAGUCUUGUCCCCAGACUCUCAUUCCCGGGGGCCCAAGCAGCCUGUGAUGGCUGUCCUGUGGGGUAAGCAUCCGACCCACCUUCUCCCCCAGCCUUGCCCAGUGCUCAGGAGAGGCAGGGGCGUCCCUCACAGGGAGACAGGAUGGGAACGUGAGGGCCCCCAGGCGAGAACAGCAGGGACUGGCGGUCCACCCCGGGCGGGUGAGACCAAAUGGGUGGUUAGGCAGCACCCUCCUCUGAGCUGCAGGCUGGGCAGGAGCGGGGAGGGUCCCCCAGGGUUGCCGGCCCCAGUGUGCCUCCCCAGGGUGGCUCCCAGCCAAGCGAGCCUCGGCAGCACCGCCCCCGACCCCCCCAGCCCUGCACACAGCCGGACCUGCACCCUCGGCAGUCACCCCUCUCACUGAUUGCCUGGCCUGAUUUGGAGUUACAUUUUGACGCCAUGAAGACACUUUGUUUAUAUAUAAUGUUUAUAUAUUUUAAAGAUUUGUGACAAGAGAGUAUAUUUAAUAAAAAUUAAAAUGACUUUUU